GGAAGCGCAUCUAGAUAGUUAGUACCAAAUAGUGUUUGGCUUGUGCAAUUGACUUUAUCUUCUAAACUUAGCUCAAGUUGGAAUCUAGGCACUUUCGACCAUCUCAGUAAGAUAACGCAGUCACCGAUUUCUAUUACCAAGCAGGAUGCAAAUGAAUGGAUCUCGUUCACGUAAUACCCAGGUACUUUAGCUGCAGAGUAGCUGUAGCUAUAUGCAUAUGUAUCUUGGAGUAUACUUCAUUAGGAAAGGCAAAUACGUCACUUUCAACCUUUUGAAGGGUUUAUAAGAGUCUAUCAUAACCAUAACCCUGAGAUACUCAAGAAAAUUGUCAAUAAACCUGAUCCAUAUGGACAGCUAGGCGGCAGACUCAAAAAUGCCCGCCCUAGUUAGGUCUAACUCCUUUAUUUUCCCUGAUCUCGACUUUACGUUGAGACGCCAGUUCAACAAGACUGGCUUUCGUCCAUUCCAGCGAGAGAUCAUACAAGCUGCGUUGGAUGGCAACGAUGUCUUCGUUCAAGCAGCCACAUCCUUCGGGAAGAGUCUAUGCUUUCAGCUUCCUGCCGUGGUGGAUCGAGGCAUUACUAUUGUUGUAUCGCCAUUGCUGAGUCUCAUGAUGAACCAGGUGGAAGCUCUUCGAGCUGCCGAUAUCAAUGCUAGCUCGUUGAAUAGCAACACGCCUCCAGUAGAAAAGGACCGCAUUAUGAAUGAUCUCAAAACUGGCCACCCCCGAACCCGGUUACUCUAUGUAACCCCAGAGCUUUGCGCCCAGGACCGUUUCCGGGACAGAUUGAGGGUGGUUCACGAACAACGAGAACUUGCGCGUAUCGCUAUUGACGAGGCGCAUUGCAUCUCGGAAUGGGGCCAUGACUUCCGCAAGGAUUUCAAGAGACUAGCAUGGUUUCGAGAAUCGUUUCCCGACGUCCCUAUCAUGUGUCUAACAGCAACGGCCAACAAUCAGGUGCGCAAUGAUGUGCUCACUACCCUUAGAUUGGACAUGAACCCGGAAAGGCUGAAAACGUUCACAAUGACUGCCCACCGGCCAAAUCUCCACUUCGAGAUUCGAUUCACACGUGAUGAAGAUGAUCAGCGUCUAGACGACUUCCUCGGAUGGAUCCGCGGCGUAUAUCGACGUAGAGCCGAGGAUCCGCGAAAGAGUGAGCUUACCACCAUCGGCGAGCGAGCCGAUAAUGUUCCUGGCAUCAUCUACACUAUUUCACGGGAUGAGUGUGAGAAUCUUGCCUCGCAGCUCAGACAGGAAGGCAUCGGUGCCCAACCAUUUCAUGCAAAACUGUCGAAAGAGACCAAGGAACGUGUUCUUGCUAAAUGGGUAUCGAACGAACCUGGGUAUGACAUAAUCGUAGCUACGACCGCGUUCGGUAUGGGUAUUGACAAGAACAAUGUCCGUUUUGUUGUUCAUUGGAGGCUACCUAAAUCCUUCGAGGGGUACUAUCAAGAAGCUGGCCGGGCUGGACGUGACGGAAACGCGGCGUACUGCUUUCUCUAUUACAGCCGUGAAGAUAGGGAUCGAGUCAGCAGCCUGAUCGUGCGAGAUCGCAAUUCGGUUUCAAAUUCCAAUUUCGAGGCACGGGCCAGAAGCUUACAGGCUCUAGCCCAAUACUGUGAGAGCACAAAUGCUUGCCGCCAUAAGCUCAUCUGCAAAUAUUUCGGAGAAAAUGACACUCCAGCGUGUGAUUAUGCGUGCGACUGGCAUAAAGACAGCGCCGAUCUUCAGCGGCGUUUCCUCAGGGGACUGGCAAGUGAGGAGUGGGUCAGUACGCAGAGAGAGGAAGGGGUGUAUGAAGUAGAUUGGGAUGAGUGACCUAUAAAGAAUAUUCGUUGGCGGAAAAGGUCCCGAUUUGUAGUGUAACAGCUACGUCGAUGAGCAUGGAUAGAAGCAAAUCGGUAUACUAAUGCUGUUAGCACCUAAGUACGACCUAAGGCACCUUACGCAUACCAUGUUACAUCCCUCCAAUCGGCUGGAUCGCGACCCCGCAUAGUUUAACAUCAACCCGCAGCUCUGAAGUAAAGCUCCUCCUUAUCCAAUUAUACCAAUAUCCAAUUAUUUAGCACGACUUCUCUAGAG
Daldinia vernicosa is the source of this 2083-nucleotide messenger RNA. Its product is annotated as ATP-dependent DNA helicase. Gene Ontology annotation, cellular component: chromosome; cytoplasm. Gene Ontology annotation, molecular function: 3'-5' DNA helicase activity; nucleic acid binding; four-way junction helicase activity. Bases 374 to 1819 code for a protein of 481 amino acids. NCBI's taxonomy places the organism in Eukaryota, Fungi, Ascomycota, Sordariomycetes, Xylariales, Hypoxylaceae. The record is from RefSeq and is a predicted model, not a curated record. Gene Ontology annotation, biological process: double-strand break repair via homologous recombination. The transcript has 2 exons.